Messenger RNA from Schistosoma mattheei, 2488 nucleotides. NCBI's taxonomy places the organism in Eukaryota, Metazoa, Platyhelminthes, Trematoda, Strigeidida, Schistosomatidae. The record is from the annotation of a GenBank genome assembly.
AUGCACAUAACUAACUGCAAACUUUUCUUGUCGUCUAAAUUUUUGUUCCAGAUGAAACUUUGUGAGAAGCUGUGCUUUGUUGGAGCAAUGUCUGUUAUUCUUACUACAAUGUGUUUCGCUAUUAUCAGACCGGCACUUGUGUUAUACAGCUUCUCUUCUCUUUUCAUCCUUUUAUACCUCCUGAGAGUUUACAACUACUGGAAAAAUAAAUAUUUAUUGUUCAUGUUGGACCCAUGCUACUUUAUCAACUUUGUGUCAUUGAUCUUCAUCUGGUUAUUGCCGCACUCGCACGCCAUGCAGUUGUUCCACUUUGGUCUUGCCAAUUCUCUAGCUUUCGGUGGGGCGUUUCUGUUCCGUAACACCCUUGCUCUGCACGACAUCCAAAGACUUACUUCGUGUUUUAUACACGUCUCGCCUGCCCUUUUCUCAUUCUUAAUUCGGUGGCAUCCAUCGGAAACAUCAGUUUGGUGGUAUACCAACUUAUAUGAUUCCCAUGCUUCUCUAGAAUUGUUGUCCUGGAAUAAAAAUAUCGACUGGUUCUGGCUUGUUGCAGCUCCUACUUUAUUCCAUUUCGUACGUGAGAUGCUAUAUUAUACUAUAAUUUAUGGAAUUGUCAAACCCAGUGAUGAUUAUUUAGAUAGUUUCCGAUAUUUACAUAAAAAGAAAAUUCUAUGGCGUUUCUUCUGGAAAUAUAUUGGUGAUCGAUGGCAUUUGAUUAGUUGGAUAGCUUGCAGUAUCAUACUGUCUACAAUUCUCCUGUUAGUUGCUGUUGUUGCAUGGUGCAAUUAUCUAUUCCAUGCAUCUAUGUUAAUUAUUCAAACAUUAACGCUAAUAUGGAAUGGUGCAUGUUUUUAUUUAGAUUAUUUCCCCAUUGAAUAUACACGUAAUUUACGAAUAGAACCAGAGCAAGGUAUGAUUACUGUAACUAAAAAUGAAAAUCAUAUUGAUCAAAAUAAUGAUAGAGAAAUAGUUAAUGAACGUAUAAUAAACGAUGAUGUUUAUAACAACAUAGCUGCCAGUGUAUUUUCAUGUUAUCCAACACCAGAUGAAUCAAACUCGAGAAUUUAUGAAGAUGGGCAUAUAACAGUUGAUGAACAAAAGGGAUUGAAAUAUGAAAGUAAUACUUCUCAUUAAAAGAUAAUCAUGAUUUCUGUAUGAUAUAUAUACUCACAUGAUUAUUAGUCAUAAAAGUUUAUUCAAAUCAUUUCUUACACAAUCAAACUGCAAAGCUAAUUCAAUUUCUUAUUACAAUACUGUUUCACCGGUCUUUUUAUGCAUAAAAAGACAAUCAGGACUUUGUAACAUUACGAGCAUCAACGCUAAUGUAUUUUUAGACAGUCUCAUUUGAAUAGACAGUUAUAAUCAACAAUUCAAUAAAAUGAAUAUUUAUAACGAAUUAUCAUUUAAAAUAUAUUAACCCGGCCCUGUAUAAUUCUGUAAAUUUAUCAUCCGGUAUCAAAUCAUGUAUAGAUUUUUCAUUAUUUUAAACUGUUAAGUUAGUGAAAAACGGUAUAGUCUCGUUGAUUUCUUAUUUCAUCAUCAUCAUUUCCUUCAUUAUUUACAUUAAUUCAUUUCACUCUAUAGUUUUGAUUUUUAUUGUACGAUAAAUAUUUUUUUGAAUUUAUUUCUUAGUAAUCAUGAAUUCUGUGUACUUCAUAUGUUUGAAGCAAUUAGUUCUUUUUACAAAUUUCUAUAGAGUGACAUUUUUUUUCAGAAAAAUUUCUUUUUCUUCUCAUUGUACUUCAUGUGUAUUAAAUUUUAUUCUUAAAAAAAAAAAGAAAUCAACCGUCAAAAAGAUUGUUUUUAUUUAUUUAUUUUUAAAUAGAUGUUUCCAGUUAUUAUGAAUGUAUUGUUUACUUCAAUGUACUUCGUAAUGAAGUAGUAAUUUAUGAAUGUUCACAUUUUGUUUCUGUAUAUUGAGUUCCAUAUUUUUAAGGUAGUUGAUUAAUGCACCCUGAUAUAAGUUAUAGUUUAAUUGGACUGUACAAACCUGUAAUCAUCACGCUAUAAAUUUUCCCCUAUAGCCUAGUGUAUACAAUCUACAAUCUUAUUAUGUACGUGUUGUUCAUUUAUUUCACGUAUCAUUUAGUAAUCAAUUGGAAAAUUACACACACACACAAAAUGAAUUUUGUUUUGUUAUUUGAAUAUCCAGAAAAAGCUAGAGAAAAAAAUUCGUUUCAAUCAUCAGAUGAAUGGUCAAUACUCCUUGAUCUUUUCCUACACUUAUCAAUUAUUUAAGAUAAAUACACUAAAUUUUAUAAAUAAAUUAAUUUACAUUUGAUAUCUCUCUCUAUGAAGUAUGAUUAGACUGUAAGUUAAUUCAAAUUAAUUAAUAUAACUAAUAAAUUAUGCUGAUAUAUAUUAAUCAGUUUGACAAUUGGCAUAUUUGUAUUAUAUAUUGUCAAUUUUCAAUUUACAUUUUACAGUUACAUCUAAAUUAUUAGUCCAUUAAUCAUUAAAGGAUAAAUAAAUGUUGUUAAUGAGUUUU